Molecule: messenger RNA, 2583 nt
Organism: Porites evermanni
Lineage: Eukaryota; Metazoa; Cnidaria; Anthozoa; Scleractinia; Poritidae
Source: the annotation of a GenBank genome assembly
AUGGCGUCGGGCUGCAAGUGUGCUUGUUUUAGGGAAACAAGCUCAGAAGAAGCUUCGCCUCUGGUCUACGAAGGUGUUAGCGAUCCAGAAGGCAUAUAGGAUGGUGAAGAAAGUGAAGUAGACUGCCUUCUCGUCAAUGAAGGUGAGUGAGAAUACAAUACGACGCCGCGCAUGUCACGAGCAAGUCGGAACAUAUGUCCUCGAACUGCGGGAAAAUGUGAUCUUUAUCCUCUCGUUACGCUUGAAUUCUUGCUUAUUGCGUCAAAAGAUUUUUCUUAGUUCGCAUUUGGGGGUGAAUAACUCUGUAAUAUUGUUUAGAAAUGUUGUUUUGGGGCAUCACUGUGAAAAGACUCGAUUUAGUCUUAAAUUACUUCGAAAAUGCAUCAUGUUACUACCAGUACUACGGAUACCCCUGGAUAUGGGAGUGUGAAACAAAGGAAAAUAAAAUUUGAACCCAGGAUAAANUCUAUACCUCAUAGCUUUUCGUACAAUCAUGAAAGACUAUCCGGCACAGAACUGGAACAAGUCGUCGACACACAUCGAACAUCGUGACGAAGCGGCAAGUUGGCCGAGAGGUUUUGGUGCACUAAAUCCCAGUCCUUACUUCUGACAAACUUUUGUGUCUCAGUGGCCCUUCCUUUCCUCGCUCCUUUUUAUCGUUUUAAGAAAUCUUCUCAUUUUUCUAAAAUAUUUGCAUAGAUAACGCCUCGCCGUAGGGUUAAAGAGUAAUUAUGUCAAUCUUGUCACGCACUGCAAUUUAUUGGUCCAUGGACCAAUAACCAAAAAAUCCAUAUCACAUGCGCGUUACAUCCGGUUGACAUCAAACUUGGCACAGAAGAAUUUUGUAUCACUGGUCAUGUUUCGUGGCAAUUGGUUGGAUAAAUUAUUUAGCCCGAUUUUUAUUAUGCACAAUUGAUCGUGAGAGUAAUGGCGUCGGGCUGCAAGUGUGCUUGUUUUAGGGAAACAAGCUCAGAAGAAGCUUCGCCUCUGGUCUACGAAGGUGUUAGCGAUCCAGAAGGCAUAUAGGAUGGUGAAGAAAGUGAAGUAGACUGCCUUCUCGUCAAUGAAGGUGAGUGAGAAUACAAUACGACGCCGCGCAUGUCACGAGCAAGUCGGAACAUAUGUCCUCGAACUGCGGGAAAAUGUGAUCUUUAUCCUCUCGUUACGCUUGAAUUCUUGCUUAUUGCGUCAAAAGAUUUUUCUUAGUUCGCAUUUGGGGGUGAAUAACUCUGUAAUAUUGUUUAGAAAUGUUGUUUUGGGGCAUCACUGUGAAAAGACUCGAUUUAGUCUUAAAUUACUUCGAAAAUGCAUCAUGUUACUACCAGUACUACGGAUACCCCUGGAUAUGGGAGUGUGAAACAAAGGAAAAUAAAAUUUGAACCCAGGAUAAAAUUGAACAACAACAUACCGUAAAGUUCCGAAAAUAAGCCCCGGGGCUUACAUUUUUCAAAGGCCCUUUUUGCGGGGCUUAUAUUCGGAGGGGCUUAUGUACGGAGGGAGAUUUGAAUUGGGCUAGCUUGUAGUGGGAAGGAAAUUUACCAUUUUUGCAUUGUUUUACUUUGUAUUCGAGGGCAAAUUCCAAGUACAAGCCCUUCAGGGGGCUUAUAUUCGGAGGGGCGAUUUAACGGAGGGUUUUUUGCGUUACGAUUCUGGGGGGCUUAUAUUUGGAGGGGCUUAUUUUCGGAAUUUUACGGUAUGCAUUCUCAUUAUGGCACAUAGAUGGGAAUCAUAAGUCAGGGGCGGAUCUAGGGGGAGGGUGCAGGGGGUGCGCACCCCUCCCUGAGAUAACCUGCGGUUUUCUAAUACAACAGGUAUUCUGCAAAAAAAAAAAAGAAGAACUAUGUGGUUUAUUGGUGUUGAAGUAGAGCAAGAGACGAGUGCACCCCCUCCUAAAAAAAAUCCUGGAUCCGCCCCUGUAAGUUGAUAAGGUACUGAUAAAGAUACCUGUUGUACAGUGUUCAUUGUCAUAGUUUCUCCUCAGUGAUCUUGUGCCUGGGACUAUAAGUAACAGUCAUGUAUUGUUGAAGUUAAACACAAUCAAACUUCUGCUACUGGACACCUGUUGUAAACACACACACCUUUUCUCCUAAAAGCAAACACUGCAUAAUGUAAACUGUGGCCACAACACCAGCUAAUGCAAGACUUUUUAGACCGUGUUUUAACUAGAAUUUAAGACAUUAUACAUUGAUCAUGAUGGAUAACUGUUUCCCUUUCCUCAUCCUUUUUUAACCCCUUGCUGGUAAAUCCAGACAUGCUUAAGGUUGCCUUUACAGGGGCUUUUAUUUCUUGUUAAAAGUCAUUCUUGUAUGUAAAUUAAGGGUUUUUUUCAACAGAUGGAGAAUUGUUAUCCACGGAGGAAUUGAUGGCUUUUCUCGAAUCCCAGUCUAUUUGAAGGCCUCAAAUAACAACAAAGCAUUGAGCACUGUUCUUUCAUGCUUUCGUGAAAUUGUAUCAGAGUACGGCCUUCCAUCUCGGGUCCGCUCUAAGAAAGGAGGGGAGAAUGCAAAUGUAGCAACCUAUAUGUUUACUCACAUCCAGCGAGUGCCAGACAGAGGAAGUAUGAUAACAGGUACAAAGUACUGA